AUGCCGUUAUUUUCGACCAUCAGUUCCAGAGCCUGGGCCUCAGGUUAUGAGAGCAAGGCAACGUAUUUCAGCCAGUAUGAAACCUGCCUCUACCAAGGCAUACUCCCUCAUAAGACCCUGACCGGCGAGGCAUUGUCAUUUAGAGAGCUGAAAGAACCCAGACAUGCUGGAGUCAAGACCGUUGCCUGGCUCGCCUUGAUCAACGAGCAGCAGACUCUGUUAAGCUCAGGGGUGGAGCUAGCAAGGGACCUGUUUUUGGAUCAACUGGCCCUUGGAGGUGCUAAUCGAGUGCUUCUUGACUUUGCGAGCUCAGACUGGACUCAUAAUGGAUCAAACUUUUCUGACCCUAUAUCGUCGGAGGAGAGGGCUCGCGAGGAGGAAGAGACUUUUCAAAGGCCGUAUGACCUCAACAAGGCCAGAGCUGACCCAGACAGCGAGAAGAUUGGGCUCGACCAAGCCGAGACUUCAGCAUGGCCGCUCCCAAGCCCCUUAUCUUCACCAGAACGCUACACAGUUUCCACUAUAUUCUAUCGUACUGUAUCCCACCUCUUCCACCUCGAAGAGCAACGUCGAUUAGGAAGCGCAGCAUUCGCAGGACUUGGCAGACUUGUGAGUAUAAUUGGACUCGAGCAAUAUCCGACGGGGGGUUCAUUGUAUACUAUACUCUCCUCAAGCCCGGUAUUAAGGCCUAUGAACGAAAGAUUAUCGUCUUUCGUGCGCACCACAAUACAUCUUCCUAUGAACGACAUGAGCUUCAACGGAUGGGUCAUCGCUUGA
Messenger RNA from Endocarpon pusillum Z07020, 777 nucleotides. RefSeq lists its product as uncharacterized. The record is from RefSeq and is a predicted model, not a curated record. The transcript has 2 exons. Lineage: Eukaryota; Fungi; Ascomycota; Eurotiomycetes; Verrucariales; Verrucariaceae. Bases 1 to 777 code for a protein of 258 amino acids.